Lactuca saligna is the source of this 830-nucleotide messenger RNA. Lineage: Eukaryota; Viridiplantae; Streptophyta; Magnoliopsida; Asterales; Asteraceae. The record is from the annotation of a GenBank genome assembly.
AUGGCAAUUCCCACCACACUAUCGAUACUACCUUCUCCUUCUUCAUGUCUCUCUUCAAAAUCACUUCAACCCAUUCAUCUUACUUGCCCUAAAACCACAAUUUCACUUUCAAAAUCCAAUUUUACCCCCUUUUCAAUUCAUUGUUCAAAUCCAAUCAAUCUCGCCUCAUCAAGAAAACCCAUCAGCUUCAUCUGCAGUAGUUCAUUCAUUGUGUCGACAAGCACUACCAAUUACGAGAUUCUUUGGUUAAACCCUAUGGCACCAAUGGAGUUUACUAAAAACAAUCUUUCCUUAAAGAAACACCAUGUAGAAUUUGUUCAAUAUAGGGUUAGUGUUGUGGCUUCUGAACUUCUUUCUCAGAAUAAUAGAAGGCAGUUUGCACACCCUAGUUACUUCCAUGCUGAUGGUGUCAAUGUUCACUUCAUUUCUCAGGCGUUGAUUGAAAACACAAGGGCAUAUGACAUACUGAAACAAGCUCCUUUCUUGGUGCCAUUUACAAGUAGAGUUAAAUUAUUCACAGGACUGAAUCAGGUGCACCACCAAGAUUACUAUCUCUGGUACAAAGAUGUUAGGAUGCUGACAUUCACAAUAGGCCUUCAUUUGAUGAUAUCAUCUCCAAACUUGAUCUCAACAUGGUUUUGCCCUGUUGCCUAUAACAGGCCUCUAAAAUAUUCUCCUAUUCUUAUGUAUUUGCCUGGGUUGGAAGGAACUGGAACUAGCCUUGUUGUACAUGAGAAAGCUCUUGGAAAGUGAGUUGAAUUUGGCUAAGUCAUUAUUGAGUGAGAUAGGCCAAUGUACAACUGCUUAUCCAUAUAAUCAGCUGUUUGGAG